Molecule: messenger RNA, 417 nt
Organism: Hibiscus syriacus
Lineage: Eukaryota; Viridiplantae; Streptophyta; Magnoliopsida; Malvales; Malvaceae
Product: 21 kDa seed protein-like
Exons: 1
Coding region: 1-417 (138 amino acids)
Molecular function (GO): endopeptidase inhibitor activity
Source: RefSeq, a predicted model, not a curated record
AUGAAAACCAUGCCACCUGCAGUUUCAUUUCUCUUCUUUCUCUUGUCAACAAGUUCGUUUUUCUCAUCGGUAGCCAACGCCGCAAGGAAGGCUGUGCUCGAUUCCGAGGGCAAAGCGCUCCGCUCAGGCGUUCAAUACUAUAUUGUUUCAACAAUACAGGGUGCCGGUGGUGCUGCCCUCGCGUCACGCUCGGUUGAAAAACCAUGUCCAAAACUCGUAGUCCUAAACGGAAAUCAACUUGGCGUGCGGGUGUUAUUUUAUCCCGACUACAACGAAACCACCGUCUAUGAAUCCACCGAUGUAAACAUACAGUUCGUCCCCGGUGCGGACCCUGACUGCAAAACAUCGACUACGUGGAAGCUCGACGACUAUGACCCUUCGUCGGGAAGAUGGUGGCUCACGGUCGGUGGGUUGUAG